CGUUUAUACGAUUAUAGAACUGUGGCUUUUAAUCAAUCCUCGUUAGUUGAGCACGAUAACACAGUAGUUGAGAAUUAUAGUGGCAACGUGUACACGCGUAGGGUGUCCUCCUAGACCAUGAUUCGUGCGUUUCCUUUUUUCGAAAUUGUGAAACCGGAUUGACGGACGCAGUUUACGUGAAACGUCGUCGCUAGAUCCGUCCCCGUGACACCUUAACUUCAAGCAACGAACUACGUGACAUUCUACAAUUUUCCAACUAACCGGGUGGAGAACGAACGACGACGACGACUGCUCGAGGGAGAGAUGAAAGAUACGGCGAGUAAGAAGUACGAAAAACUAUUCGAGGAUAAUGAACUGGAUGCCGCCGCAGCGACGGCCGCAGCCGCCGACAAGGACCGCGACGAAAAUGCAUCGGUGAAAGACGACAAAGACCAAGGCCCGAUGAUGUGGUUGACGACAUCCGACGCAGCCAGCCUUGGCGCGGAGGAGGUGUCCGCCAGGUUGCACGUGGACGUGAGAACUGGCCUUUGGUGGCAGGAAGCAGACCAUCGAAGACAACUAGUCGGGUUCAAUGAAUUUAGCGUUAAAGAAGAGGAACCGACAUGGAAGAAGUAUCUCGAACAGUUUAAAAACCCUUUAAUCCUGUUACUUCUGGGUUCUGCUUUUGUUAGCAUAUGUAUGAAGCAGUUCGACGAUGCUGUCAGUAUUACAGUGGCUAUCAUAAUAGUAGUGACAGUUGCAUUCGUGCAAGAAUAUAGAUCUGAAAAGUCCUUAGAGGAAUUAAACAAAUUGGUGCCGCCUACGUGUCACUGUUUACGAGAAGGUAGAGUAGAGACGUUCCUCGCUCGCAAUUUAGUUCCUGGCGACGUAGUUUAUUUAAAUAUCGGGGAUAGAGUGCCAGCCGAUAUCAGGAUAUUCGAAGCGAUAGAUCUAGCGAUCGAUGAGAGCAGUUUCACCGGGGAGACCGAACCGGCACAAAAGUCGACAGCUCCGAUAUUGAAAGGUAACGGAUUAACGUCGAAGAGGAAUAUAGCGUUUAUGGGCACGCUGGUACGCUGCGGUAAUGGGAAGGGUAUAGUAGUGAAUACGGGCGAGAAGAGCGAAUUCGGUAAAGUGUUCUCCAUGAUGCAAGCAGAGGAGUCUCCGAAGACACCGCUUCAAAGAAGCAUGGACAUCCUGGGCACGCAGUUGUCCUUCUAUUCGUUCUGUAUCAUCGGCAUUAUCAUGCUCCUUGGCUGGAUCCAAGGCAAAGCGAUACUCGAGAUGUUCACCAUCAGCGUGAGUCUAGCAGUGGCGGCUAUACCGGAGGGUCUGCCCAUCGUUGUAACCGUGACUUUGGCUCUGGGCGUUAUGAGAAUGGCCAAGAGGAAAGCCAUUGUCAAGAAACUGCCAACGGUCGAGACGCUCGGUUGCGUGAACGUGAUAUGCUCCGAUAAGACCGGCACUAUCACGAAGAACGAAAUGACAGCGACGAUUGUAGUAACCUCGGAGGGUUACAUAGCCGAUAUAACUGGUGCUGGUUACAACGAUAAAGGAGAAGUGCGAAUUCGGAAGUGCGACAACUUCGACCUUGCCCAUGCAGCUAUUAGUAACAUGCUGGAAGUCGGAUGCGUCUGCAACAACGCUAUUAUACAAAACGAUACGUUGCUCGGUCAGCCGACGGAAGGUGCGUUGAUAGCGUUGGCACUGAAAUACGGCAUGUACGGGGUGGCAGACAAGUAUCUGCGAUUACAAGAGUACCCGUUCUCGUCCGAACAGAAAAUGAUGGCUGUGAAGUGUACACCGAAGCACGGCGAGAACAGGCAAGAGAUCUAUUUUGUGAAAGGUGCUAUAGAGAAGAUCUUACCGUUGUGCAGCAAGUACUCGGUCAACGGGCAAGUGUACGCUUUGAAUCAGAAGAGGGACGAAGAAUUCUUGACGGAAGCGUACGAGAUCGGACAGCAGGGAUUGAGAGUAAUCGGAUUGGCGCGUGGUUCGUCGCUGCAAGAUCUCAUGUACGUCGGCCUCGUGGGUAUAUGCGAUCCUCCGCGGCCCCACGUUCGGGAAUCGAUAACGACUUUAAUAAAUAGCGGUGUUAAAGUGAAAAUGGUUACGGGUGAUGCCAGAGAAACUGCAUCCGCGAUAGCGAGCAUGAUCGGGCUAGACGUGCUGCAUUCGCGAUUGAUAUCCGGAGACGAGAUCGAUCUGAUGUCCGAGAAUCAGUUGGAGCAGUGCAUCAAUAACGUUAGCGUGUUUUACCGGGUCACUCCUAAGCAUAAGCUGUGCAUCGUGAAAGCCUUGCAAAGGGAAGGAAACAUAGUGGGCAUGACCGGCGACGGUGUGAACGAUGGCGUCGCUCUGAAGAGAGCCGAUAUAGGGAUAGCCAUGGGUAAAAACGGUACCGACGUCUGCAAAGAAGCUGCAGACAUGAUUCUCGUCGACGACGAUUUUCAAACCAUCAUUGCUGCGAUCGAAGAGGGGAAAGGAAUAUUUCAUAAUAUACGAAACUUCGUGAGAUUUCAAUUAAGUACAAGCAUAGCUGCUUUGUCGUUGAUCGCGCUUGCUACUUUGAUGGGUAUACCGAAUCCGUUGAAUGCCAUGCAGAUUCUCUGGAUCAAUAUCAUUAUGGAUGGACCGCCUGCUCAAAGUCUCGGCGUCGAACCGGUUGACAAAGAUGUUUUGAAACAAAAGCCGCGCGACACGAAGGAACCGAUGAUCAAUCGACGUCUGAUCAUCAACGUACUACUGUCUGCUGCUAUCAUUAUUCUUGGCACUCUAUGGGUUUAUAACAGAGAGAUGACGACUGACGGUACCACUGCGAGAGACACAACUAUGACGUUUACCUGUUUCGUUUUCUUCGACAUGUUCAACGCUUUAAGUUGUAGAUCACAAACCAAGUCCAUAUUUACCAUUGGUUUGUGGAGUAACAAAAUGUUCCUGGUGGCCGUUACGUUGUCGGUAAUAGGGCAGAUGCUAGUGAUCUAUUUCCCGCCUUUGCAACGAGUUUUUCAGACGGAAGCUCUCUCGGCAAAAGACAUCCUGUUCCUCGUCGCGCUGACAUCGAGCGUCUUCGUGAUCAGCGAAAUAAAGAAAUUCAUCGAGAGGCAACUGUACAAACGGCGAACAGCAGGUACACAGUAUUGUAACAAGUCCGAGACGGAUUUCGUAUGACAGUUACAGUCUGCCGACGAUAAGGCGGACAAACAUCAUUCGGAAUAAAAAAAAUCAGAAAUACCCGAGACGCGCAAUCGUACGCGGGUAGUAGUCCUUCGUUCGUCAAGACAUUAACUCUUCGCUAAUACACUCGACUAUGCUUGCACAUUUGUAAAACUUAAUACCACUUGUGCACCCGUCAGAGAUGAUACAACACAUUUUUCCUCCCCCGUGGUCGCGCGUGCGUGCGCGUAAUCGAAGGCGCGUUAAACGAAAGAUUGAAUUUUAAAAGGAUCGAAUGCGUUUUUUAACAUUUACACAUUUCUCUCUCUCUCUCUCUCUGAUAUCCAACGUUUUUAGGCGUUUAGAAUAUAUUUAGCCGUUCUCACUUUCCUCGCGUUCACGGGGAAUCAACAUUGGACACGUGAUAGAUUCUAGAGGAAACGCCGUGCACAUUCCAUGUACUUCUUCGUAUAGACGAUCGAUUUUAACAUCAGUCGUGUUUGUAGCGCGACGAUCAUCGAGCAGUCGUGAAUAGGUGUUGUUCCGACUCUUAAAAUCCAUUAUUUCUCCAUUCAUUCGACUA
Molecule: messenger RNA, 3718 nt
Organism: Ceratina calcarata
Lineage: Eukaryota; Metazoa; Arthropoda; Insecta; Hymenoptera; Apidae
Gene: SPoCk
Product: secretory pathway calcium atpase
Exons: 13
Coding region: 304-3150 (948 amino acids)
Biological process (GO): calcium ion transport
Cellular component (GO): membrane
Molecular function (GO): ATP binding; ATP hydrolysis activity; P-type calcium transporter activity
Source: RefSeq, a predicted model, not a curated record